UGUACUUGUCUUGUGUGUUGUUAGUUGUGCCAUUGGGAACGAGAAGUCAUCGUCAUCAACAUUUUAGAAGGAAUGACCUAAAAAGUACCAACUGACUAGAACCAUGAAGAUCCUAAUAUUGGGCGUUGCUCUUACUCUUUUGUUUAUUAGUGGUGAAGCCCUGGACUGCCAUCACUGUGUUCCCAAGAAAGCUGGAGGAUCAUGUGACCUAACGGUGGAGACUUGUAAGCCAGAGAAGAAUGGGUGUGCAGCAGCCAGGUUCCUCCGUGCGCCCAACGGCCAGUACCAGAAAUGCAUGGCCAUGUCAGACUGUGAGAUGUUGAAAAUGAAUGCCUACAUCGACAUGAAGUGCUGUGAUACAGACAUGUGCAACACAUUCUAGCCUUCACACUGCAUAAGGCUGUCUGAAACUAGUUAAGAAUUAAGGAUAAGAAGGACAUUGAUGUAUUAUGUUCUUGACCUUGAUUUGUUGAUAAAUUACUGUAAUCCAGUGGAUUAAAGUAUUCAUGAGAAAAA
Osmerus eperlanus (European smelt) is the source of this 516-nucleotide messenger RNA. RefSeq names its product lymphocyte antigen 97, tandem duplicate 3 (gene ly97.3). Bases 104 to 382 code for a protein of 92 amino acids. The record is from RefSeq and is a predicted model, not a curated record. The transcript has 4 exons. Lineage: Eukaryota; Metazoa; Chordata; Actinopteri; Osmeriformes; Osmeridae.